Messenger RNA from Oryza sativa Japonica Group (Japanese rice), 789 nucleotides. Its product is annotated as transcription elongation factor SPT4 homolog 1. NCBI's taxonomy places the organism in Eukaryota, Viridiplantae, Streptophyta, Magnoliopsida, Poales, Poaceae. Gene Ontology annotation, molecular function: RNA polymerase II complex binding; zinc ion binding. The record is from RefSeq and is a predicted model, not a curated record. Gene Ontology annotation, biological process: transcription elongation-coupled chromatin remodeling; regulation of transcription elongation by RNA polymerase II. Gene Ontology annotation, cellular component: DSIF complex; nucleus.
GAGAGAGAGAGAGAGAGAGAGGAGAGAGAGGAAAUUGGAGAGGAGAGAGAGAGAGAGAAGCUGGAGAGGAUGAGGGGCGGCGGCGGCGGCGGUGGCGGCGACGGGAUGAUGGACGACGGGCCCAAGUACGCGCAGAUACCGACGAGCUUCGGCCACGAGCUCCGCGCGUGCCUCCGCUGCCGCCUCGUCAAGACCUACGAUCAGUUCAUGGAGCAAGGCUGCGAGAACUGCCCCUUCCUCGACAUGGAAAGGGAUCACGACAACGUCGUCAACUGCACCACCCCCAACUUCACAGGAAUAAUCUCCGUGAUGGAUCCUGGUAGGAGUUGGGCUGCUCGUUGGUUGAGAAUUGGGAAGUUCAUCCCUGGGUGCUAUACGCUGGCUGUCGCGGAGGAGCUUCCGGAGGAGUACCAAAGCGUUUGCCAAGACAACAAUGUGCAAUACUUCCCUCCGAAGCGUGUCUGAACAAGCCAUAUAUAGUCCCUUCAAGAGAACAGCGUGCCUGAACAACCUAUAUUCCCUUCGGAGCGUCACGAUCCUGAAGCAAAUACUAUGCACGUGUUUUUAUCUAGAUACAUUCCUUGCCAAGGGAACUGCUGUUACCUGUUGUGUCCAUGCUUAGAGCAGCUAAUCAGCAAUUGACCGUGCACCUUCUGUACUUGAACAACUCAAGAGCAGUGUUUCAAUCUACUCUAACGCAAUGUGCGCUUCUUAGCUAGGAAUACGUGCGCUUCUAUGCGCAUUCAUAUUACCUGCCAUUUUCGUUCAUGGGCCAUCAGGAUUCAGAUA